Molecule: messenger RNA, 3071 nt
Organism: Drosophila subpulchrella
Lineage: Eukaryota; Metazoa; Arthropoda; Insecta; Diptera; Drosophilidae
Gene: fs(1)K10
Product: DNA-binding protein K10
Exons: 2
Coding region: 162-1469 (435 amino acids)
Source: RefSeq, a predicted model, not a curated record
AACUGUAAUGUUAUCGGCUUGACGGCACUGGAAUCGGAUUUUUCUAUAGAUUUUUUUUUUAACAAAAUAAGCGUGUAUUUUUUAGAGUCGUUCGCUGUAUGUGUGUCGUCUCUUUCCUUGAAUCCUGAUCUCUUCAGUUGCACUGUGGUCCGCUCCCCGCAAUGGUGUCCAAGAACCAAUUCCAGCCGAACCGGCUGCAGGCGCAGCAGUACCCGCAGCAAAUGCAGCAACCGCAGUACCAGCAGCAGCAGCAAAGCCCGCAUCCGCAGCAGCAGCGCAACAACCAGAACAACAAUAUGAACAACAGUAACCAAAAUCCCCGGGCAGCUGCAGCUCCAUACAGGAAACCCUUCCGUCCGGGCAACAAUGCCCCCGGAGGACCAGGGGGCAACGGAAAUGGGAAUGGGAAUGGGAACAAUGGCAAUGGCAAUGGCAACAACCAGAUGAUGUUCUCCUCCAGCCAGAUGCCCAGCGAUCCCCUGUACAUCGACUUCAACAGUCCGGCACCGGGAAACAAACAAAUUCAAGGGGACGGCCUGAAGAAGAAGCCCAUGAAGGGCAUUAAACAAUCAAUCAAUCCGAACCAGCAGCAGGGCAAGAUGAACAGCCCGAACAACAAGCAGAUGAACCAGCAGCAGCCCUUCAAUAACCCAAUGAACGGAGCCGGUGGCGACUGGCAGCGCUUUCCGGGAAACAAUCCGAACCUGAAUCGCGGUGGCUUCAAUGGUUUCCAGCGUGGGCCACCGCCGAACCGUCCGCCGGGACGCCACAUGAUGGGUCCACCAAUGGGUCCCAUGGGCCCCGGAGGACCACGUGGACCUGGCCCCAUGGGUCCCGGAGGACCUUACCCGCAGAUGCCUUUCCAGCCGCCGAUGCCCGGGAUGCGUGGCCCUGGGCCCAUGGGACCCAUGGGUGGACCACCGCCGCCGCCGCCACCGCACUUCCUGCGGCGCAAUGGACCCGGUCCAGGUCCAGGUCCCAUGAUGGGCGGCCCGCCGCCCAUGCACAUGAUGGGUCCACGGAUGCCGCCGCGCGGCAUGCCCCCGAUUGGACCCUUCGGCGGACCUAUGAACAUGAACGGCGGCCGGAUCACGAAGCCCAACCCCAAGCUGAUCAAGCAGGCGCUCAAGGGAAAGAGCAGCAUUAAGACGUUAAAGAACCUGAUAAAUCAGUAUCCCAUCGACAAGCCCUGGGUCACGGACGAGAUACGCAGCGAGCACGACAAGAAGGUGGACAUCGAGAAUCGGUUGAAGGGCCACAAGGACGACGAACUCUUUGCCCAGUACAAGGGACAGCGCGACAAGUUUGUGGGUCUCUACGAGGCGGCACGGGAGGAGUAUCUCAAGCAGGAGGCAGCCAGCGUCAAGGCCAAGGAUGCCAAGUCAGACAAAGACAUAAACGCAAUUUCAAAUCAGAGCGCCGCCCCUCAGGCCGAAGACGCUAAAGAUGCAACAAUUCCAAAUCCCUAGGCAGCCAAUGCAACCGAAACCGAAUACCGAAUCAAAUCGAAUCGAACCGAAUCAAGAUCAGGUCGACUCACAGAACAGAAACUAAAACUAAAACUAAAACUAUAACUAAAACGUAAAACAAAUGCAGCAAUUUAAACCUAAAACUAAAUCUAAAUCUAAAGAAAAACAAAGAAAAGCGAGCAAGAGCAAGAGUCUGACAAUUGAAGACGUAUAAAACUCAAGACCCCGACUCGAUAUCGGAUCGGAUAUACUAUACACACCCUCCUCGCGAGGAGGUGCUUUUGUCACACGUUGCUUUUGCGACUGAGAACUGAGCUUAAUAAUGAUAAUAUUGAAACAAAAUACAAUAUGAUCCCAGCGAUGAUUGUGCGGGAGAAGUUCUAAUGAUAAAGAUUAUGAUAAUGAAUAACGCAUAACGAUUCACUUGUCUAACGAUGAUUGUUAAUUGUGACCGUAACGUAAAGUAGAGUAUUGAAAUGUAACCGUAACGUAACAGUUUCCUUAUUCGGAAAAAAAUCCUUUCUUCAAUUUUAAGAUGCAGCAAUAUCAAUUAUUUGAACACAAUGUUAUAAACCCCUAGCUACAUAUAUAUAUAUAUGCAUAUAUAUUGAGAUAUAUAUAAUUAAUAUUUCAUAUUCGCUGCCCGGGUGCUUGAGACGCAACAAUAUUGGAUCGGAGAGACCGGACUCCAAGCACCCGGGCAAAAAUCCCUCUGUAAGCCUUGGAUUGCACCGCUUGAUUGUAUUUUUAAAUUAAUUCUUAAAAACUACAAGUUAAGAUCACUCUGUGAACGUGUUCUCGAUGGUGUGCAUCUACGGAUUUGUUUUUGUGUUCUUUUUCCCUGACCCUUGACCCAGACCUUACCUUCCCUUGCUCCCCACCUGUAGUAGAAUUAUAAUGCCUAGAUCUUGAGGACCUAGAUCCACCUGACAAGUGACCUCAAAGAGAAAAAAGGAAGUAACUGGAGGGCCCAUAGUAUAAACUUUAAAAUAGCACAAAUUUAUAAACCAGUUAACAGCAUAUCCUUAGUAUUCAUUUUCUGGCUUUGGGAUUAAGAGAUCAACCAGGAGGGAUUCUUUGAGCACAUAUUUGCGCGAUCAAGAGGCCAUAGGAAAAAAAUCUCUGCUCAACCUCUGCCGGCACACGUACAGCGUGGAACAGCAGUCGCUGCCCCGUGCAAGUACUCACAAAAAUAAAAGACAGAAUGUCAUUGCUUUACGCUCACUUUAAUCUCCUUUAAAGCCAUUAAUAUAGCACCAACCAAUCAGUUAACAGCAAUCAAUUAGCAAUAACUUAACUGACCUUUGGGUCAGAAGAGUAACAAUUAAUUCUAAGGCACAGUUUAUAAACCUCUGGUUAAGGUUCAACAUAGCAUUUAACACGGUUAAACCUUAUUGGAUUUUACAAUAUAGUUCAUGUAAUCAGGUAGCUAAAUAACAAAAUUGUCAAUAGGGAUUAUUAAGUAAAAAUAUGUAAAAAUACGCCAGUUUGACCUUGCUUGUCAGGUGCUUUUGGUCCUGACCGUUAGUCGAUACCAUAUAAACACUCCCCACCUCCCAUAUCCCCCCACAAGAAUGAAGAAUACUGCAGAAUAAAGAAAGA